Zophobas morio is the source of this 1611-nucleotide messenger RNA. RefSeq names its product myrosinase 1-like. Gene Ontology annotation, biological process: carbohydrate metabolic process. The coding region runs from base 50 to 1537 and encodes 495 amino acids. NCBI's taxonomy places the organism in Eukaryota, Metazoa, Arthropoda, Insecta, Coleoptera, Tenebrionidae. Gene Ontology annotation, molecular function: beta-glucosidase activity. The record is from RefSeq and is a predicted model, not a curated record. The transcript has 5 exons.
CAAAUUGUAAAAACAAAAUCACAACAGUACCGAUUAGUCAGAAUCCACAAUGAAGUUGAUAUUAUUUUAUUGUUUUGUUCUUGGCUUUUUAUCAAGAAACACCAAUGGAGACCUUGCCAAUAAAAAAUUUCCCGAAAAUUUCCGCUUUGGUGUCGCCACAGCUGCGUACCAGAUAGAAGGUGCAUGGAAUGAAGAUGGCAAAGGUGAAAAUGUGUGGGACCGCUUCCUUCACGAAAACCCUUUUAUGGCAGGCUAUCAAAAUGGUGACGUCGCUUGCGAUUCUUAUCACAAGUACCUCGAAGAUGUGCAACUCUUGAAAUACCUAGGGGUCAACCAUUACAGGUUUUCUUUAUCUUGGUCCCGAAUUUUGCCAACAGGUUAUGUUAAUCAAGUAAAUCAAGCAGGGGUUGAUUACUACAAAAAUUUAAUCAGCGCCCUGGUAGAAAACGGCAUCGAACCUUUCGUAACCCUUGUUCAUUUUGACCUUCCACAACCCCUUCAAGACAUCGGUGGAUGGCCCAAUCCCCAACUUGCCGAUUAUUUUGCAGAUUAUGCCAGGUUGGCUUUUACACUGUUUGGCGACGAUGUGAAAAACUGGAUGACAUUUAACGAACCAAAACAGCCUUGCCAGUAUGGACAUGGGUAUGGUUAUUUUCCUCCAGGUUAUGCAACAGAUGGUAUUGGUGACUACCUGUGUGCACACACGAUCAUCAAAGCCCACGCAAGAGCGUACCACAUUUAUGACGAAGAGUUUAGAAGUCAACAAAACGGUCGAAUAUCUAUUGUUCUAGACACAUAUUGGUAUGAACCAAGCAGCGACAGCGAUGAAGAUAAAGAAGCGGAGGAACGACAACGUCAGUUUACUUUUGGAUGGUUCGCAAAUCCCAUUUAUCAUCCUGAUGGUAAUUACCCGCAGGUUAUGAUAGAUCGGAUUGCUGAACGAAGUAAACAAGAGGGAUUCUCCAAAUCUCGUCUCCCAGAAUUUACAACAGACGAAAUUGAAUAUAUUAAAGGCACAUACGAUUUUCUUAGUCUGAACACUUAUUCAACAUAUUUGGUCAACUGGACAGAAGAGUAUCCUAUAGGAAACCCUAGCUGGGAUGCUGACAUUAGUGUUACGACUUAUCAAGACCCUUCUUGGAUUGGCUCGACGAGUCCAACUUUAGACAUCGUGCCAUGGGGUAUGCAAAAAGUACUCAGCUGGAUAGACCAAACUUACAACCAUCCAGAAAUUUUUAUCAGUGAAAAUGGUUAUGCUGAUAAUGGAGACCUAAAUGAUUCUCAAAGAAUUGAUUUCCUCUCACAAUACUUAAGCAACGUUCUACUGGCGAUAUUCGACGAUGGUGUUAAUGUUACAGGUUAUACAGUGUGGAGUUUAAUAGACAACUUUGAAUGGUUACUGGGAUAUACGGCAAAAUAUGGAUUAUACCAAGUUGAUUUUGACAGUCCCAAUUUAACUAGAACUAUAAAAGAAUCGGGGGAAUAUUAUAAUAAUGUUAUAGUCACAAAGUGCCCUGUUGAUACGUGCGAGGACUAACUUAGUCUAUGUACUUUUACACAAUUGUAUAAUCAAGUAUAUUGCUAUCGUAUAAAACACUUAUUACUAAAUAA